Molecule: messenger RNA, 1148 nt
Organism: Gadus chalcogrammus (walleye pollock)
Lineage: Eukaryota; Metazoa; Chordata; Actinopteri; Gadiformes; Gadidae
Product: beta-1,4 N-acetylgalactosaminyltransferase 2-like
Exons: 8
Coding region: 1-1062 (353 amino acids)
Biological process (GO): UDP-N-acetylgalactosamine metabolic process; UDP-N-acetylglucosamine metabolic process
Source: RefSeq, a predicted model, not a curated record
AUGGAAGGCAGGCCUGUGCACCUUCAAAAGGUGUUUGCAGAUGAUGUCAUGCCCAGGGUAUCACUACUGGUCACCAAGGGUGUCCUCUGUCUAGGGAGCCCAAGUGACGUACCGAGUGUGGAAGGUGGAAAGAAAUGGCUGAACUUGGAGACGCUCAGCUUAGAGGAACUCAACAAACUACUGGCGGAUGUCACCUACACCCUCCCUGUGUACCACAUACACACAGGAGACCUGGUUCACUUUUCGUUUGAGCAUCAUGAAGCUGUGUUCCCAAUCGCUAUUCGGCAACCAUCCGUACCUGUGCUUUUCGACAUGGGAACAAACGUUAGCGACCAAGUGACAGUCACCACCAAGACCUUUAUGCGCUACAAGGAGUUGAAGGUGCUCAUAAGAAGCCUAAGACAAUUCUACAAAAACGUGGUGCUUGUUGUGGCCGAUGACAGCUUUACUCCAGAAAAGAUCACAGAAGAAAAUGUUCUGCAAUAUGUCAUGCCUGGGGGACAGGGCUGGUUUGCUGGCAGGACCCUGGCUGUCUCUCAAGUCACCACCAAGUACUUUCUUUGGGUGGAUGACGACUUUCUAUUCACUGAGAAAACAAAGAUAGAGGAUCUGGUGGAGGUGAUGGAGGCAACACCAGAGUUGGAUGUGGUUGGGGGUUCAGUUACUGGAAACCAGUUCUACUUCUCCAUCGCCUAUGAGGAAGGCGAUGGAGUCACUGGAGGCUGUAUGGACAGGAAGCCUAACAUAAAGUUCCAAUCACUACCAAAUUACCCACAAUGCUCCAUAGUCAAUGGGGUGGUCAACUUCUUCCUGGCUCGUACCGAUGCUGUAAAUCGAGUGAGAUUUGACCCCAAGCUGAAGAGAGUGGCACAUUCAGAAUUCUUCAUGGAUGGUCUGGGCCAAUUGAUGGUUGCUUCGUGUGGCCAUGUUUCCAUUGGCCAUCAGCCGAGUGGGGCCAAUGCUCAAUAUGGUCGGUUCAGACACCCCGGGAAGGAUGAUAUGCAGUUUAAACUACAGCUGCACUACUACAAAAACCAUCUACAAUGUAUCCACUACGGAUAGGAAGAAUCCCGACAGAUCCAUUCGCUAUAAGAGGAGGUCAUCUUCCAGUACUAUGUACGGCUAAAUCCUUUUCAGGGUUAGGUUUA